Molecule: messenger RNA, 8781 nt
Organism: Acanthaster planci (crown-of-thorns starfish)
Lineage: Eukaryota; Metazoa; Echinodermata; Asteroidea; Valvatida; Acanthasteridae
Biological process (GO): regulatory ncRNA-mediated heterochromatin formation
Cellular component (GO): nuclear RNA-directed RNA polymerase complex; nucleus
Molecular function (GO): zinc ion binding; helicase activity
Source: RefSeq, a predicted model, not a curated record
AUGGCUACCGGAUAUGAUCGCGACAAAUAUGUGUAUCACUCUAAACAACAGUUACCUGAUGCCUCUGCCAAAAACGCUAGUUCAGAUGGAAAGCAUGGAGUGUGGAAAAGGAAGCCGCGGACAGCGCCUUCAAUCAAAUUCCCUGAGGAUGACGAUGUCUUCGACAACUCCGAUACCGAUGAGGAUGCAAACUUCCCACACUCCAGAUCCACCAAACCGCGGGGAGCUGGUAACGCAAGAGGGGAUCGCCACCGCGGUCACAGCUUCCGAAACGCAGAGGACAGCUCUCUUUGGAGACAGAGAUCUCCCGGACAGGGAUUUGAUUCGUCGAACUGGAGGAUCCAAGGAGAAAGACAAGAGGAAUCCAGGAAGUUUCGAAGCAGUUCCUACUCUAAAAGCGUUAGCAGCUACCGAGGAAGUACGUCGUUUGCCCCUCGUGUUUCAGAUGGAGAGGAAUUGAACGCAGGCAGUUGGAGAAAUACCAAAUCAUUACAAGAAAAAGGGAAUCGAGCUGACGCUCUGGAAUCUGGAGGCAUCUCCAGGGAUUUCUUCAGGCGACCCGGUAGAGGAGUCGUCAAGGCGAAUUUGGAGGAGGACUUUGAUAUUCCUCGGAGUGAGGAGACCUCAAGCGUUUCCCCGGACGGCCCACAUGCAGCCAGCUGGAGAAAAACGCGGAGACAUAGUCAACAACGUCAAGCAGAUAAUCUGGAUGAAGGCGAAGUUUGCGAAAGCAGAACUAACAUCACACGGGAGUUUUUCAGACGGCCAGCUAAAUCUGUAGCGAGGACCGGACGAAAAGACACCAAGGAUAUGAAGACAGAAGACGAAGAUCUAAUUGACAGCGAUUCAAACUCAGCUUACUACUCUGAUGAUGGGCUCACAAGUCAGCAGCGACAAACGUUUGCUCCCUAUUUGCGAAAGACUGAAAUGAAACACGAGGUCCGUGCGUCUUCCUUCUCAAACUAUGAACUCGAAAGCUUCCUUGAUGAGAAGUCCCAAGACGCACUUCUGAAACUUGUGAGCCAACGGGAGAGAUGCCAGGCCUUGUUUUCUGCGGAUGAACUCGAUGAAAACACUCUGUUGCUAACAGUGCGAGUUUUGUCGUGUAUGAGUCAUUUAGAUCAAGUCUCUGACACGUUAUACACUCGAGAAGUAAAUGUGAUUCUAAGUAUGCUUGAAUUGUCCUCAUUUUUCAGUAAGCACCUUACUAGGUAUCUGGUUGGUUUAUCCUCAAGACAGGCAGAUGAUUGCGAUGAUGCAGACACUGACGGUGUGCGAAGCCUUGCUGCCGAUAUUGAUCUCAUCUUGGAUAUUCUUCAACUAUUCCUCCAACGCAAACCCUUGGCUUGCUCAGAAGUGAGCGUGGUUCUCGUUCUCUUACAGAAGGUAGUGACCACAGCAGCGGUGAACAACGUUGACUUUGACCCACAGGGUUAUCGUAUGGCGAAGGCCUAUCGUCACGUGCUCCUAGGGCUCCAGCAGAUGAACGAAGAGAAUUUUCCCUUCAGGAAAUAUAUCGUUGAUGUCGCCAAACAAGUUCAGCCACCUCAGUAUCUGAAAGUUGAUGAAGAAGUUACAUACGAUCUGAGACCACUACUUACUUGUUCUGAUGAGAAGUCUAAUUCCAACAACCUUGAAGCAAAGCAAAUUGUAGCGGCAGCCUAUGUACCAAUCUUGGAUAGUGAGAGUUGGCCGAAUGCAGAGGUUCUACACCUUGACGACUCCCAGAAAGAUGCCUUGCAAACAGCUCUCACUAGGGAGUUUGCCAUCAUACAAGGACCUCCGGGUACAGGGAAGACAUACAUAGGUUUGAAGAUAGUUGAACUACUUCUAUAUAACACCCCCUGGAGUAACAACCAAACUGAGGAAGUAAAAACUUCACCAAUCCUUGUGGUGUGCUACACAAAUCACGCCCUGGAUCAGUUUCUUGAGGGUAUCAUGGACUUUGGAGAACAGAAGGUAGUUCGUGUUGGAAACCGGAGCUCUAGUGAAAAACUUGAGAAUAAGAGCCUGUCCCGUUUGAGAAAGCAGAGGCCAUCCAAGGAGUAUCGGGAAGAGAAAAGCAGACUCCAACAAAUGAGUAAAGAACUAGCACAACUUGAUGAGGCAAUUCAACGCACACUCCUUAAACUUGAUCUUCCAAACAAGGCUAUCAUUGACGUAAUGGCGCUGAGAGAUUUGAUGAGCCCCGGCAACUUUAGGGACCUCUCUUCAAAGGUUCCUCAGAUGAAGGAGAAAUCAAUAGAAAAAUCAUCAAAUCUUAUGCUCUGGCUCGAGGUUGGUGAUGGUUCUACUGAACAGUCUCAGGGAGAAGUUGCUGAUCCAGAGCAGAACCCGUCGGGAACUACUGAUGAUACUAAGGAAUUCAUGGAGGUUGAUGAUGAGGGAGCGGAGAUUCAGCGAGAGCGUCAAUUUGACGAUUCUGAGGAUUUUGUCGAGGAUCGUGAUCAACGCAGGAAAACUCUUGAGAGCAAGAUUUUUUAUGAAGACGCUGCACACAGCUCUGAGCAUACUCUAGACUCCAAGUCAGUAGCAGAGAUGGAGAAAUCCGACACAAUGACGGGUCACGAGGCAGCCAAAACUCGACGAAUCUGGAAACUAAAGUUGCAUGAUCGCUGGCGUCUCUACAGGCUCUGGAUCAAACUGUACAAGGAGAAACAUGGGGCAGAACUGAGUGGGCUUCGGCAAAGAUACAUGGCGUUGUCCGAGGCGAUUGAAACUUUGAAAGCUCAGGAAGACCUCGAGAUCCUCCGCAAAGCUAAUGUGAUUGGUAUGACGACAACGGGCGCUGCAAGAUGUCGCAACGUACUUCAGCUUCUUGGGCCACUUGUUGUGGUAAUAGAAGAAGCUGCCGAGGUAUUGGAGGCGCACAUCAUCACAACCCUGACUGCAAAGUGUCAGCAUCUCAUUCUCAUCGGUGACCAUCAACAGUUGAAGCCCAACCCAACCGUUUAUCGCCUCGCGAAGCUGUUCAACUUAGACACCUCCUUGUUCGAGAGAAUGAUCAACAAUGGCAUGCCUUGCAAUUCGCUGUCGCUUCAACAUCGCAUGCGCCCCGAAAUAUCAGAGCUCAUGAAGAAGCAUUUCUAUAAGCGGCUGCAAGAUGAUGAAUCUGUACUGAAUAUGGGAAACAUUCCGGGAGUGCAGAACAACAUGUUUUUCUUAAACCAUCGACGGUUGGAAGAUGGCCUUGAUGACAAUAGAACCAGAUCUAAUCAGCAUGAAGCAGAAGUCCUGGUUGGUCUAUGCAAGUACCUGUUAGAUCAAGGUUACCAGCGCUCCCAGGUCACCAUACUGACGACUUACAAAGGUCAGAUGUUCUGUAUCAAGCGACUCAUGGAUAGAGCAACCUUUGACGGGGUUCGGGUGACUGUUGUAGACAAUUUUCAGGGUGAGGAGAACGAUAUUAUACUAUUGUCUCUGGUACGUAGUAACGAGGAAGGCUCCAUUGGGUUUCUGCGCACUUCUAACCGUGUCUGUGUGGCGCUUUCAAGGGCUCGAAUGGGUUUUUACUGCAUUGGAAAUUUUACUAUCUUGAAGAAAGCACCAGUUUGGCAUGACAUCAUUUCUACCAUGGAGGCUCAGAAUAAAAUUGACUGGUCAUUGCCAUUGGUGUGUCAGAAUCAUCCCAACAAAAUCUCACAAGUUACCACAGCCAAAGACUUUAAGGAGAAGGUCCCUUGUGGUGGGUGUGACAAGUCUUGUGAUUACAGUCUGCUAUGCGGCCAUGUUUGCCAUUUGUCUUGCCACCCGUAUGAUCCCAACCACUUGGAUUACAAAUGUCACAGACCUUGCAACAGAUACUGUGAACGAGGAGAGCAUAAAUGCUUGUUGGAAUGUUAUCAAAAGUGUAACCCCUGCCAAGAAAAGGUUCAGAAACUUAUGCCUGGGUGUGGACAUGGCAUUCAAGUUUCGUGUUGUCAGUUCGACACGGUAUCUUGCCCUGAGCCAUGCCCGAAGCUUUUUGCCAACUGUGGUCAUCCUUGUCGAAAGAAAUGUGGUGAACUCUGUUCUAUGACAUGUCCAGAAAAAUGUGAGAAGUCACUUGGGUGUGGCCAUCCAUGCUUGGGACUCUGUGGCCUACCGUGCGACACGUAUUGCAAGGUUCAGGUGGAGAGAACUUUGGAAAAGUGCGGUCACAAGGUUUUCAUGGACUGCAGCCAGAUUGAAAUCUCCUGUCCGAAACCAUGCCUUAGGCGCUUUGAAGGCUGUAAGCACCUUUGCCGAAAAAAAUGCGGUGACAGAUGUCCUGAGGUUUGUCCUGAAAAAUGUGAAAGGAAAUUGGCCUGCGGCCAUCCAUGCAAAGAGCUUUGUAGCGAAAUCUGCACACAGUAUUGUUUAGUCAAGAUCAAGAGAAUAUUACCGACAUGUGGACACGAAGUCGUCAUGGACUGCGACAAAGACCUGGACGAUAUUGAGUGCAAUGCACGUGUGAAGAAAGCACACCCAGUAUGCGGUCACUAUGUUGUCGUAGCCUGCUGUGAAGAUCCUGAGCAGGUACAGUGCAAGAUGUCUGUGAUUAAACGACGAAAGUGUGGUCAUCUGAAAGCAAUGUCCUGCUUCAUUGAUCCUGAUUCUAAAGAAUGCACUGAGAGGUGUGACAAAAUACUUUGUUGUGGCCAUCAGUGCCCAAAUAAAUGUGGGAAGCCAUGCACUGUGUCUGGAGAUACAAAUAGUAAGAUCACCUUCAAUCUUGAGAUGUUUGGAAUAAAACUUUGUGAGGUAGAUGUUGAGAAAACUUAUCCCUCAUGCAGUCACGUCGUCAAGCUACCUUGUCACAAAGAUGUGUCCCAGGUCCCCUGCACUAGUACAUGUGGGAAGUUGUUGGUUUGUGGUCAUAGGUGUCCUAAAAAAUGCUCUCAGCCUUGUCCCAGAGACAACCUGAGUAGCACGUUCAUGACACUUUAUGUCGAGCAUGGGAUGGGCUUUUCUUCAUUUUGCAGAGAAAAAUGCGGGAAAUUUUUGCCAUGCGGUCAUGCGUGUCCAAACAGAUGUGGCGAACCGUGCCCAAGCGUUGCAUUGGCAAAUAUAUCCUCAGUAAGGUUCUCGACGAAGUGUAAACAACUUGUCGAGAAGACGCUCCCUGGGUGUGGCCACACUGCUAAGGUUGAGUGCUUCAAGGAUGUUUCGUUACUAUCCUGUUCUGAAAUCUGUGGCAAGAAGUUAUCGUGUGGCCACGUCUGUCAGAAUAAAUGUGGAAUGCCUUGCAAGUGUUUUCGUAGCGUUCUGAAGAAGUUGCCCAAUUGCAGACAUUUCACUCAGCUUCCCUGCCAUCAAGACCCCAGUUCCUAUGAAUGCAAAGAGCAUUGUCAAAGGAAGCUUAUUUGUGGACAUCAAUGCCCCAAUAAAUGCAGUGAGCCCUGCCCUGGAGAAGAGGACAGUUUGACAGACGAGGAUGAGCCAGGAAGUUCGCUUGGCUUGUCAGGGACUCGAAUCCCAGCAAGAAGAUGCACUGAAAUCGUGAGAAAGGAGUUCAUCGAAUGUUACCACAGUGUCGACCUUCCCUGCUACAAAGAUAUUAGUACGGUGAGAUGCAAAGAAAGGUGUGAAGAGAUUCUUCCAUGCGGUCACCAAUGCCCCAACACUUGCAGUAAUUGCGUCGAAGAAGAUGCUUUCUCAAGUGAAGAUGAAGAGGCAAAGCACCGGCCACUCUAUACAAAGUGCAAAGUAAACGUCCAGAAGAUCUUGCCGUGCGGGCAUUCUCAAGAAGUGGCUUGCUGGUUACAGAACUCCACCAAACCAUGUUUGGUGUCAUGCACUGCCAUCUUAUCGUGCGGCCACACGUGUAGUGGUAAUUGUGAUGACUGCCACGAAGGCAGACAACACGUAACGUGUACUGGAAAGUGUAAGCGGCAGCUUCUUUGUGGUCACUCCUGUAGGGAUAUUUGUGGCAGAGAUUGUCCAUCAGACUGCAAAAGCUGUACAGACGAAUACAAAGUUAGGCCUUCUCUCUUGUGUAGACGCGAGUUGCGGGGCCGGGACCUGAAGACCUUCCCAUGUCCACACGGCAUCACAAACCGUCAGCUGAAAUCUAAGGCGUGCAUUCUUCGUUGUGCACAUAAACGCUCAUGCCGUCAUGAGUGUGUUGGCGUGUGUGGUGAGCCUUGUCCACCAUAUUGCAGCGUCUGUGACAAGUACUUGUAUAAAGAUAACCUUCUCAAUAAGCACAUACGUCAAAAAGAAACUUUCAUCUAUUUACCUGAUUGCGGCCAUCUCUGUGAGACUCGACUCUUGGAUAAGAUAGCAGCCUGUUUCCUUAAACCCGUAAAAAACGGAUGCUAUGAGAUUCGUUCCCUAGUUUGUCCCAAAUGCAAGGAACCCGUACUAAACUGCCCCCGUUACGACGACAUCCUUCACAUUAUCAAGAAAUCUGUGGAAGCAGCCAAAUUGAAGUGCGACCAAGCGAGGAAAGAUAGCCCCACCGGAAGAUUAUCCAGAGUAUAUCGAUCUUUGGGCAAUAAGAGUGCUACACCAACCUGGUCCUUUGCUGUCGGCAGAUGGCUGAGAUGCCCUCGGGGUCACGUGUUCUAUCUUGAGAAUGGCCAACAGGAAGGGUCAAAUGGACCAGUAUGUCCCGAAUGCUCCAAAGAGUAAACCGAUCAGGCCUACAGGCAUAUUACAGUUAUCAUAAUAGCAACAUCAGUAGAAGUGUUGAUGCCAUAACUCAGUUCAGAAUCCCAGCUUUCCAGAACUACAACUGGUCCUUUUUGCUGAUACAAGUUGGUUUGUUCUUGAUAUAAAUUCUUGCAAGUUAAACCUGCGAUUAAAAACUGAAAGAUUUUAGUAGUAUGCAUAGAUAAGGCCUGUAUAUAUACGUAAAAAAAAGAGUAUAACAUUUGAAAUUUAAUUGCUCUUCCUAUUUGGAAAAAAAAAGAAAGCGCGCUAAGAAUUUUGGAAAGUAUGAUAAAACAACCCUAGCACCCACGAAGACAAAUAAUUAUGUAGUUUUGUACGAAGUACUUUUGAGAUUAGAGAAUUACGUAGAGUGAUGUUAUAAGAUGCACAAAUCCCGUAAAAAGAGCAAAAAUUACCGAUUGACUUUAAACAGAUAAGAGAGUCGUGGAAUAAUUACGAAGAAUGUAUGACACGUAUCCAUUAUAGGCCGACUCAUUCAGCCCAAUCAAUGGCUUUCUAACCAAAAUACAGUCGUGAUCUAUCUCCUAACACAAAAGAUCCUGAUGUAAUCUGUAUCACAGAAUCUCACCAAAGUAUGGAAAUUCGUUCUAGUGAACUUUUUCCUGAUAAUUAUACGGUCAUUAGAAAGGACAGAAAUAGAUACGGUGGUGGCGUUUUGGAAAAAUAGUUUACCCAUCCACCACCGCCCAGACCUAGAUACUGAUUGUGAAGUUUUGUGGUGUGAAGUGGUCUGUAAGAAUACCCCCACGAUAAUCGGUGUUUACUACAGACCACCUGAGACUGAUUUAUUUUCAAUCACUGAAUGAAACAAAUCCCUGAUGACACUAAGUAAGAAUGGGGUGAAGCAGAGAGGCAUUAUUCUAGCUGGUGAUUUUAACAUGCCUAAAAUUCGAUGGGAUGAAGGUGUCACGAAGUGAGAUUAAGUUGUUCAAGAGAAAUAACUCUAGAGUCUGUUUACGCAUGGGAGCCAAACAUAUAAGAUAACUUGAGUGUGCGUUGACAGAAACAAAUUGUUGAUUUUAUUUAAAUUAGAUAGUUUCGCGGGGAGAACAGACAAACCCCAUUGGAUAGCGCGACUCUUGCUUGAGUAAGUCCUUUCUUAUGAGGUCACCAGGGUCACACAACAAAAGGAUUGAGGGUGUCCCAGGUAGAAAUUUGGCGGAGUUUUAAACAAUUUUCGGGGUGUAAAGAAGGGGACUUGCGUCGGAGAGUCCGAGGAGAGGGCACGUCUUUCCAGCCUCGAUGAUUUUGCUGUAAUUGAGUUUGAAACUGCGAGAAUCCAGCCAGUUGCGCUGAAGAACUUAAUGAUUGGAAGCUAGUGUAUCGGUGAAGAUGCGUUCCGACCGAUACGCAAGGCCAAAAAAAAAAAAAAUACUUGAGACGCAAGAUUUCCCAGAACCAGGUGUCUACGCAACCUGUAAGUUUAUUUUGAAAUAGAGUAAAUUUUGCAGUUACACGUAUUUACAUUAACCCUAACAGUCCUCAAUCCUCCAACAGGUGAAGGAUUUAGGACUGUUAGGGUUAAGAUAAGUGUUUACUGGAGUAACGAAAAUGUAUUAUAGAGCUUGGAUUUAUGGUUGCAUUGAUCACUUUUAAAGAUUAGCUGUGUCAAGAUAUGGAGUGGUCAUUAUUUUGUAAAUAGUUUUGAUAAUGGUUGCCACUACUAUAGUAAUAUCCUGUAUAAUUACACCUUUCGACGUGGUCGAACAUUUGUGACAGGAGGUUACCCAAUGAAGUUCAGUAACAAUGAACUUAUUCAUAAAUUUGUGUCCAUUGUAGAGCAAUUUAAUCUAUUCCAGCACGUUAAUGAGCCAACCAGGGUUGCUGACACAAGUAAAAACAUACUUGACCUCCUACUCACAUCAUGUCCUGGAAAUAUUACUGAUGUCCAUGUAAUCCCAGGAGUAAGCGACCACGACGCCAUUAUAUGGGCUGUGCAGUGCGCUCCUAGAGGUGUGAGAAGAGAAAACAGAAAAAUCUAUCUAUAUUACAAAACAAAUUUUGAGGAUUUUGAGCCGCUGAUAUCCUUGCGCCCUCCCUAGUAAAGUUAUUCAACUCUUCUUUGGAAUUUGGUGUUAUUCCGUUAGACUGGCGACAAGCAAAUGUUGUUCCCCUACAUAAAAAGGGUAAGAAGGAUUACGCCUG